This is a messenger RNA of Cryptosporidium ubiquitum, 1668 nucleotides long. RefSeq names its product methionine-tRNA ligase. The transcript has a single exon. Bases 1 to 1668 code for a protein of 555 amino acids. Gene Ontology annotation, molecular function: methionine-tRNA ligase activity; ATP binding. Gene Ontology annotation, biological process: methionyl-tRNA aminoacylation. The record is from RefSeq and is a predicted model, not a curated record. Lineage: Eukaryota; Apicomplexa; Conoidasida; Eucoccidiorida; Cryptosporidiidae.
AUGGAUAAAAAGAUUCCUACAUACAAAAAUUCAAGAGACAAAAGUUAUUAUUUUACAACAGCAAUAAACUACACAAAUGGAGCCCCCCAUAUGGGUCACGCAUACGAGAUUGUAACUUCCGAUAUUCUUGUCAGGAUUGCAAAGUUGUUUGGCUUUGAUGUUAGAUUUCAAACAGGAACAGAUGAACAUGGACAAAAAAUUGCAACUACUGCGGAAAAAAAUGGUUUCUCGCCGAAAGAACUCUGCGACAAAAAUGUAAAACAGUUCGAAAGCAUGAAUGAAAGUCUGCAAAUUAACGCAGAUAGAUUUAUUAGGACAACUGAUAUUGAUCAUUAUGAGUCCUGUAAGGAGCUGUGGAAACGUUGUGAGGCGAAAGGUGACAUUUACCUUGGGAAAUAUGAUGGAUGGUAUAACAUAAGGGAAGAAAGUUUUAUGACUGAAUUAGAGGCUAAGAUGCUAAAUUACACUGACCCAGUUUCAGGGUUACCUUUAACAAAGAUGGAGGAGCCUUCGUAUUUUUUCAGAAUAUCUAAAUACAUUGAAUCAGUAAAAAACCACAUUAUUAACCAUCCCGAUUUUAUCCAACCAGAAUCAAGCAGAGAAAGCAUAUUAGCUAGAUUAGACGCCCUGGGCGACAAUUUAGAAGACUUAUCUAUAAGUAGAACCAGUUUUUCUUGGGGGGUCCCUGUUCCGAAUGACCAGGAACACGUUAUGUAUGUUUGGUUUGAUGCUUUAACAAAUUAUAUCACCGGUUUAAAUUGGCAUAAUUCUGAUAGUUGUGACGAAAAUUCGUUAUUUAAGAAGUAUUGGGGAAAUACUAUUCAUAUUGUGGGUAAAGAUAUUACUUGGUUUCAUACUGUAAUCUGGCCGUCGAUGCUAUUAAGUGUCGGACUUAGCUUGCCAAAAACAAUAUUCUCUCAUGGAUUUGUUACUGCUCCAGAUGGUAAAAAAAUGAGCAAAAGCUUGGGAAAUGUUGUGGAUCCGUUAGAACAAAUCGAUAAAAUGGGCUCUGACUCGUUCAGAUAUUACUUAGCUAGAGAAGGGAGAUACGGAAAUGAUAUUAAAUAUCAACCUUCUUCUGUUGUGGAUUAUAAUAACGGCGAAUUAGCGGAUACUUUUGGGAACCUUAUUUCUAGAAUUACAAAUUUAGCACAUAAAUUUUGCCAAGGAGUGGCACCUUCUUCAUCUACAUCUGUAUUUUUGGAAAAGCCAAUAGAUAUUGAAACAGUUUUUGAAGAAUAUUAUUUGGCUUGGCGCGGUUUUCGUCUUGACGAGUGUGCACAAAUUGCAAUGAAUUUGUCAAGAAAUAUUAACAAGUUCCUUACUGACCAUGCGCCUUGGAACAAAGAUAACGAAAAAUCUGAAGAAGAAAGGAUAGAGAUUAUUAGAAUUGUAUUAGAAGGUUCCUAUUAUAUUUCAAUUUUACUUAGUCCAUUCACCACUUUGGCAUGUAAAGAAGUUUUUAAUAGGCUUGGGACUCAACAAAAGACGAUCCCAGAGAUUGAUACAAAUUAUUCUAAUAUUAAGCCUAACACACCAAUUUUGAUUGGAGAACCUUUAUUUAGGAGAAUUGCAACUAAAGCAGAUAAGACUUUUGAAGAGCUUAAAGCAGAAAAAAAAGAAAGAGAAAAAAACAAAAGAACAGAAAAAGAAAAAAAAAGAAAUUAA